Messenger RNA from Symbiodinium sp. CCMP2592, 2145 nucleotides. The record is from the annotation of a GenBank genome assembly. NCBI's taxonomy places the organism in Eukaryota, Dinophyceae, Suessiales, Symbiodiniaceae.
AUGGCGAAAAAGAGCACCAAGAAGAAAGCCGCGUCGAAGGGUUCGAAGAAGACCAGCGCCAAGGGUGUGGAGUCUCAAGCGGACUCCGCGGCACUCGAUUCGCUGCGCAAGAAGAUCGAUCGGAUCGACAAGAAGCUCGUCGCGAUCCUCAACGAGCGAGCUUCGUGCGUCGUCGAGGUGGGGGAGAUCAAGCGGGGCAGCGAUACUCCGAUCUACGCGCCCCAUCGCGAGGCGCAGGUGCUCCAGCGGGCGCUGGAUAACAAUCAGGGACCGCUCCCCGAUCGGACGAUUGAGGCGGUUUACCGCGAGAUGAUGUCGGGAUCGUUCGCGCUCGAACGACCACUGCGGAUCGGGUUCCUGGGACCUCCCGGCUCGUACUCGCAUCAAGCAUCGGUCAAGCAGUUCGGAUCGUCGGUGGAAUACACGGAUCUUCGAUUGAUCGGAUCGGUGUUCGACGAGGUCCGCCGAGGUCACGCGAACUACGGACUGGUCCCGAUCGAGAACUCGAUUGGUGGAGGGAUCACGGAGACGCUCGACGCGCUGUGGAGCAACGCGGGGAAGGUGCACGUGUACGCGGAGAUCCAGAUCGCGAUCCAUCACAUGUUCCUGAGUGAUGCGGAUCCAAAGCACAUCCGUCGGAUUCAUUCCAAACCUGAGGUGUUUGCACAGUGCCGGGAGUGGCUCAGUGCGCAGUAUCCUGACGCGACACUAUGUCCCGAUGCCUCGACGAGCCAAUCCGUCAAGACGGCAUUGGAAGAGAACAAGACCGCACGCUCGAUCGGCGCUGAUCCGGGAUCGGCGUCCAUCGCGUCUGAGCUGGCGGGGGAGCUCUACGGCGCUCCGAUCCUGUUUGAGGGGAUCGAGGAUAAUCCCGACAACAUCACGCGUUUCUAUGUGAUCUCCAAGGAACGAGCGGGACGCACGGGCGACGACAAGACAGCGAUCACAUUCGUGACGGAAGAUAAGCACGGGGCGCUGGUCGAGGUGCUCCAGUCCUUCCACAACGCGGGCGUGAACCUGAGCCACAUCGACAAGCGUCCAUCGGGACGCGAAAACUGGAACUACACCUUCUACAUCGAUGCCAACGGGCAUCGCGAUGAUCCGGAGAUGAAGAAGGCACUCAAGGACGCACGCGUCCACUGCAAAGAGAUCCAGGUUUUGGUGCGCGCUCUCGCUGAGAUAGGACGCCGCAAGCGUGCCCGUUUCCUGAUCCAUGGCUCGUCAUCUGUUCUGCACAAUGCGGCGCAGGUCUGCGGGAUCGAUCCGUUCUGGUGGCAAGUGGAUGAACGCUCUCCUUUGGUGUCGACGAUCCAGACGCAUCCGAUCGUGCUGCUCGAUUCGGAUCCACGGAUGAAAGAGGAAGGGAUCGAGUUCAGCUUCAAUGGCAAGCCGGAUCGCAUAUCCGGCGCAAUGAGCUUUCACUGGGUGAAGGACGCGAUCGAGGACACGAUGCGAGAUCCGAGCGAUCCGCUGCAUGCGCACGGGAUUGUCACGGCACCGAUCAACAAGCUCGCGUGGUCGCUCGCUGGGAAGAACUAUCCUGGACACACAGAACUGAUCGCUAAGACACUGGGACAGCGCCGAUUCGCGAUGAUGUUCGUUGGCAAGAAACUCCGCGUGGUGCUCGCGACGGUGCACAUCGCGCUCAACGACAUCCGCGAUGUGCUGACUAUUGGGAAGGUCCAUACCGCGAUCGAUCUGGGACACCAGGCGUGUCUGGAUCUCGGGAUCAGACGACCACGCAUCGCCGUGUGCGGGCUGAACCCCCACGCGGGCGAGGAUGGGUUGAUGGGCGACGAGGAGCAUCGCUUGAUCAAGCCUGCGAUUGAUCUCGCGAUCGAGUCGGGUAUACGCGUCGAGGGGCCCUUCCCAGCAGACACGAUCUAUCGUCCUGCGAUGGAGGGGAAGUACGACCUGGUUGUCGCGAUGUACCACGAUCAGGGUUUGAUCCCAGUCAAGUUGCUCGAGCGCGAUGAUGCGGUGAAUAUCACAUUGGGGCUUGGUGAUGUUGUGCGGACCUCUCCAGAUCACGGCACUGCGUUCGACAUCGCGGGCAAGGGGAUUGCUGAUCCCGGCUCCAUGAGCAGCGCAAUUGAUCUUGCGAUCGAGAUGUGCAAUGCGAAGAGGCAAACAGCUGCGAUGUAA